AUGGGCUCCCUGCGGCUCUUCGUCCCCCGCUGGUGCCGCUACGCCUCUCCCGUUCUGGUGCAGGCGCGGAGCGCAGCCCCCGGGGUUGGACCCGGGCAGGCGCCGCUGCUGUGCCGGCCCCCAGGGCAGGGCCCGCUGCCGGGCUGGAGAACGUGCAGCUCCUCCCAGGCCUCCUCCAAACUGCCCGGCAGCGACCCGAGAGAGAUCAGUGCUGGCAGCUCCGCUGGAGCUGCCGAGGAGCAGAAGGAUGACGACGAUGAUGAUGAAGGUGUGGAGUUCGGGACGCUGUCUGAUAAAUUUUCCUCUAGAAAAUAUUACCACAAAACCACAGCGCGCUUUCGGGAUUUAAAGCUUCAAGAAGAAGGAGAAGAAGAACCAGAAAGGAAACCUCGACGUGGCCCUAAGAACACUCCAUACUGGUACUUCCUACGGUGCAAGGCCCUCAUCAAAGAGGACAAGCUGGCAGAGGCUCUGGAGCUGUUUGAGGUGCAGAUGCUGAAGGAGGAGCGUGUCCAGCCAGAAGAAGGCAAUUACACUGUUCUCAUUGGCGGCUGUGGCAGGGUUGGCUAUGUGAAGAAGGCAUUCAGGCUCUACAAUGAUAUGAAAAAACGAGGGUUAAUCCCCACAGAGGCCACUUACACAGCCCUGUUCAACGCCUGUGCUGAGUCUCCAUGGAAGGACUCGGGGCUGCAGAGCGCCCUGAAACUGCGGCAGCAGCUGCAGAGCAAAAACGAGGAGCUGAACCUCAUCACCUACCACGCCCUGCUGAAGGUCUGUGCCCUCUGCUCAGACCUCAGGAUGUGCUUGGAUGUACUCAAGGAAAUUGUGCAGAAGGGCCAUGUCCUCACAGCUGAGACCUUCAGUUUCCUUCUCAUGAGCUGCAUAAAAGACAGUGAAAAUGGCUUCCGAUUUGCCUUGCAGGUUUGGCAGCAAAUGAAUAAACUGGGAAUAAAGGCUGACAGCCACACCUACAACCUGAUGCUGCGCGCGGCCAGAGACUGUGGGAUUGGCAAUCCUGCUGUGGCCUCUAAACUCCUGCUCAGUCCCCCUGAGAACUCACCUCAGCUAAAGCUGCCACCUGGCAGGCGGAAGAAAAAGGUGCAAAAUCAGAGGAAGAAGGGAUCAGAGAGUGCUGCUGUCCAGCUGGAUGUGGAAGCUAUGGAAAAGCAAUUAUUUCAGGAGAGUUCGGUGCAGCCCGAGGAACGGAUCCAGCAACAAAAUAAAGAUGUGGCUGGGGCUGAAGCAGAACCAGCUGCUCCUGACAGCCCCAGUGUCACUCACAGCAGGGCUGGAGCCUUGAUGAGGAGAGCCCAGAGUGAGAUGGAACGGGAACAGCCACACCCAAACCAGAAGCUGCCUUUCUGCAACCUGCCCAACUUGUUGGAUUCCAGAGUGGCUGACACAGCUGUGGUUUCUCUGGGGACGGUGGCCACACCAGCCCAUAGACUGGCUCUGAUGGGGGAUGUGGAGGGAUUCUUGAACAAAAUGAAAGAGGACAAUGCAGAGCCCAACAUUAAAACGUUCACGUUACUGGCUGAGCUGGUGGAACCCCAAAGCCCCUCAGAGUCCUCUUUGCUGGCGUUGCUGGAUGAUCAUAAAGUAAAAGUAGAUGUGACCUUCUUCAACACUUUAAUGAGGAAGAGAAGUAAACAGGGAGACCUGGAGGGAGCAAAGAGGUCUGGAAUAACUCCCAACAAGUACAUCUACAGCAGCCUCAUUGCUGCUGCUGUGAGGCAGCUGGAUUACAGUUACCUCACGGAGAUCCUGCGGGACAUGAGGAAUAACCAGGUGCCUCCCAAUGAAGUGAUCAUCCGGCAGCUGGAGUUCGCAGCGCGGUACCCUCCCAAAUUUGACAGGUAUAAGCACAAAAACCCAUACCUGGAGAAGAUUGAUGGUUUCCGUGGCUACUACUACCGGUGGUUAAAAUUUAUGGCUGGAGAGGAGACCCCCCACCCCUGGGCCAAGUACAGGACAGCAAAGCCUGGGGGGCAGGACAGCAAGGCAGAGGCUGUGCAGGAAAAUGGAGCAGGAUGCUGA
This is a messenger RNA of Vidua chalybeata, 2037 nucleotides long. RefSeq names its product pentatricopeptide repeat domain 1 (gene PTCD1). Gene Ontology annotation, biological process: tRNA 3'-end processing. Bases 1 to 2037 code for a protein of 678 amino acids. Gene Ontology annotation, cellular component: mitochondrial matrix. The record is from RefSeq and is a predicted model, not a curated record. The transcript has 7 exons. NCBI's taxonomy places the organism in Eukaryota, Metazoa, Chordata, Aves, Passeriformes, Viduidae. Gene Ontology annotation, molecular function: protein binding; tRNA binding.